AUGACAUCGCAAAUAGUGCAAUAUGUUCUCGUGAGGAGUGAUCUAUUGACGUCUUUAAACUGGCCAGUUGGAGCUGUCAUUGCACAAGCCUGUCAUGCCUGCUCUGCUGUCAUACAUUUGUUCUAUAAUGAUGAAUAUACCCAAAAAUAUUUAAGUGAAUUGGAUAGCAUGCACAAAGUUGUUCUGGAGGUUCCUAAUGAAGAUAUGAUGAAAAAGUUGUCUGAAAAGUUGAAUGAAAAUGAAAUUAAACACAAGUUAUGGAUUGAACAGCCAGAAAACAUACCUACUUGUCUAGUUGUGAAACCAUAUCCGAAAUCAGAUGUGCAGAACUAUUUUAAAAAGUUCAAGUUGUUUAAAGCAUAG
Molecule: messenger RNA, 363 nt
Organism: Nezara viridula (southern green stink bug)
Lineage: Eukaryota; Metazoa; Arthropoda; Insecta; Hemiptera; Pentatomidae
Source: the annotation of a GenBank genome assembly